Messenger RNA from Eutrema salsugineum, 1709 nucleotides. Its product is annotated as protein trichome birefringence-like 21. The transcript has 2 exons. Bases 91 to 1635 code for a protein of 514 amino acids. Lineage: Eukaryota; Viridiplantae; Streptophyta; Magnoliopsida; Brassicales; Brassicaceae. The record is from RefSeq and is a predicted model, not a curated record. Gene Ontology annotation, molecular function: O-acetyltransferase activity. Gene Ontology annotation, cellular component: Golgi apparatus.
UUAUUGGGUGACCACGAGCUCACCAUUACACCAUAUAUACACAUAAAUAUUUAUGAUAAGACCAUACACCAUCGUCUUGAAGGUGGGAAAAUGGAGCUUCCUUUGUUUGCAAUCCUUCAAAGAACACCAAGAAUCGCAGUUACAUUAGCAUUUGUUCUAUUUCUCCUCACAAUAGUCCCUGCUUUAUAUUCUCUCCUUGCCUAUCCAAUCUCACCUCUAUCAAUCUCAUCACUAGCAACUGAUCGUCCCCCUCCAUCCGAUGAUCAUACUCGUCUAAGUCAACUAAGUUCUUUAUCAAAUCCCAUUCACGCUCCACCUGACCAUACGCCUUCAAGACAUCGGGAUUCAUCAUCAGAUCAGAGUCCUUCACCUGAGAAUGGUCCCAUUCCGGCUCCAUCUCAUCAUACGACUUUAAGACAUCGCAAGUCUUCGUCUGGUCAGAUUCCUACACCCAAGAAUGGUCCAAUUCCCUCUCCAUCCAAUCAUACACGUCUAAGUCAACUGAGUUCUUUAUCAAAUCAGACUCCUUCACCAGUGCCAACAUCUGAUGAUCAGUCUUUCCCUGUCACUGCAUCAGUAUCGAGGACGCCGAUCAGAGAUGAUGAGCAGAGGUGUGAUCUUUUUACUGGGGAAUGGGUACCGAAUGAGGAAGCUCCAUAUUACACAAACACAACGUGUUGGGCAAUACACGAGCACCAGAACUGCAUGAAGUACGGGAGACCAGACACCGGUUUCAUGAAAUGGAGGUGGAAGCCAGACAGCUGUGACCUCCCAAUCUUUGAUCCUCAAGAGUUCUUGGAAAUGGUUAGAGGGAAAGCCAUGGGGUUUGUUGGUGAUUCCAUCAGCAGAAACCAAGUCCAAUCUCUCUUGUGCCUCCUGUCUAAGGUGGAAUAUCCUGAAGACAUUUCUUCUUCUCCAGAUACAGAUUUCAAAAUAUGGAACUACACAUCCUAUAACUUCACUCUUCAUGCUAUGUGGUCACCAUUUCUAGUCAAGUCUACUAAGCCUCCGAAGUCCAGCCUCUUCAGCCUUUACCUUGACGAGUAUGACACCAAGUGGACUAGUCAGAUCGACCGGCUCGACUACCUGGUUAUAUCAUCCGGCCACUGGUUUUACCGGCCGGUUAUUUUCUAUGAAAACAAGAAAAUCACUGGGUGCCAAUACUGUGAGUUACCAAAUACGACCGAGUUGCCUUUGUACUACGGAUACAGGAAGGCUCUAAGAAUAUCUCUAAAAGCUAUACUCCACAAUUUCAAGGGUCUGGCGUUUUUGAGGAGUUUUUCUCCUCAACAUUUCGAAGGUGGGGCGUGGAAUGAAGGAGGGGACUGUGUAAGGACACGGCCUUACAGAAGAAACGAGACUAUACCUGAAGGUGCAGAUCUCAAGAUUCACGACAUUCAACUAGACGAAUUUAGAGCUGCAGAAGAAGAAGGAAGGAAGAAGAAAGGUUUGAGGCUCAGGUUAAUGGACACGACACAGGCAAUGCUCUUGCGACCAGAUGGGCAUCCUGGGAGAUACGGCCAUCUGCCGAAUGCAAAGGUGACUUUAAGAAAUGACUGUAUUCAUUGGUGCCUGCCUGGACCUAUUGAUACUUGGAAUGAUAUAUUGCUACAAAUGAUGAAGACAGAGGAGUAGAAACCAUUCCCUAAGAAUGAGUUGAAGAAACUAAUAUCCAAAAUUAAUAAAAAAUUGUAAAGAAAGAUUCUUGU